AUGGCUAGUCGUUGUUCUGGUGCUCUCCGACUCUUCUCCCGGUCUACCACCUUUUCACAGCGUCCGAGGACGCUCUAUGCCCUUCGGUAUGCAUCGACUGAAGCAGCCCCAGCAUCAACUUCUACGCCUCCACCACCUCCCACCGCCGACCCCAAGAUUUCACGAAUCGUCGAUGACAUUUCGGGAUUGACACUGCUGCAGGCCGCUGACUUGGUGACGCAACUCAAGACUCGACUGAAUAUCCAAGAAAUUGCUAUGCCAGCAGCAGCACCAGCAGCAGCGCCCGCCGGUGGUGCGGCCGCGGCUUCCGACGAACCUGCCGCUGAGAAGCCCAAGGAGAAGACUGUCUUCAACGUCAAGCUCGAGUCCUUCGACGCUGGCUCAAAACCCAAGAUCAUUCGGGAAGUCAAGGCACUGGUGCCUAACCUCACCCUCAUUGACGCCAAGAAAUUCGUCGAGUCACUACCCAAGAUGUUGAAGGAGAACCUCUCCAAGGAGGACGCUGAGAAGCUCAAGAAGGCCUUUGAGGAUCUCGGCGCCGUGGUAAAACUCGAGUAG
This is a messenger RNA of Coprinopsis cinerea okayama7#130, 558 nucleotides long. RefSeq names its product putative mitochondrial 54S ribosomal protein MNP1. Gene Ontology annotation, molecular function: structural constituent of ribosome. Gene Ontology annotation, biological process: translation. The transcript has 6 exons. Lineage: Eukaryota; Fungi; Basidiomycota; Agaricomycetes; Agaricales; Psathyrellaceae. The coding region runs from base 1 to 558 and encodes 185 amino acids. Gene Ontology annotation, cellular component: ribosome. The record is from RefSeq and is a predicted model, not a curated record.